AUGGAUGCAUGUCAUGUAUUUCUUGGAAGACUGUGGCAAUUUGACAAGAAAGUGGUGCAUAAUGGAAAGGAGAAUGCCUAUACAAUUGAGAAAGAUGGAGUGAAACAUACUUUGAUGCCUAUGAUGGAGCAAGAAGUAGACAAUAGUAGUAGUAGCAGCAAUAAGGUAAUGUUGGUAAGUGGUAAGGAAUUCAUCCAUGAAAUGAAUAAUGAAGAAGUAGGAUUUGAUUUGGUUCUUAAACCUAGGCAUGUGUUUACCACCUUGAAACUUGGUGAUUUUCCUCCUAAAGUGCAAGGUAUUUUGAAUGAAUAUUUAGAAAUUGUUGCAUCUAAUUUGCCUAGUGAUUUUCCACCUAUGAGAAGCAUUAGCCACCAUAUGGAUUUGAUUCCAGGAGCUCGCCUUCCAAACAAGGUAGCCUAUAGGUUGACACCUAUGAAAAAUGAAGAGAUAAGGAAGCAAGUGGAGGACCUUUUGAAGAAAGGAUUGAUAACGGAAAGCUUAAGUCCUUGUGUUGUUCCCAUAGUAUUUGUGCGAAAGAAAGGGGGGAAAUGGCGUAUGUGCACUAAUUAA
Molecule: messenger RNA, 570 nt
Organism: Cryptomeria japonica (Japanese cedar)
Lineage: Eukaryota; Viridiplantae; Streptophyta; Pinopsida; Cupressales; Cupressaceae
Exons: 1
Coding region: 1-570 (189 amino acids)
Source: RefSeq, a predicted model, not a curated record